Saccharomyces mikatae IFO 1815 is the source of this 630-nucleotide messenger RNA. RefSeq names its product mitogen-activated protein kinase tyrosine protein phosphatase SDP1 (gene SDP1). Gene Ontology annotation, molecular function: MAP kinase tyrosine/serine/threonine phosphatase activity; protein tyrosine/threonine phosphatase activity. Gene Ontology annotation, biological process: negative regulation of MAPK cascade; protein dephosphorylation. Gene Ontology annotation, cellular component: cytosol; nucleus; cytoplasm. Lineage: Eukaryota; Fungi; Ascomycota; Saccharomycetes; Saccharomycetales; Saccharomycetaceae. The transcript has a single exon. The record is from RefSeq and is a predicted model, not a curated record. The coding region runs from base 1 to 630 and encodes 209 amino acids.
AUGAACAUAUACACAUCGCCAACGCGAACACCAAACUUUACAUCCACAAGUGGCCAAAAGCCCUGUCUGCCCUUGUUGGCUACAAAUCGCAGAAAUAUGGACGGAAGACGAGUGGACGAAGACUGUGAAGACGUACCUUGUCCGGAAUUGAACGUGUACAAAAACUAUCCCAAAGGCCCAUUGCUUGUUAUCCCGGAGAGUAUCUACCUUUAUUCAGAGCCUACAGUGAAGGAACUUUCGUCCUUCGGUGUGGUUAUCAACGUCGCUGGAGAAACACCCGACUUACAAAUGCAAGUUCCUGCUAUCGAGUACCAUCACUACCAAUGGAGGCAUGAUUCUCAGAUUGCGACAGACCUGCCCUCUUUGACCACCAUCAUACACACAGCCGCAGUGAAAAGAGAGAAGAUACUGAUACAUUGCCAGUGCGGACUGUCGAGGUCCGCGACGCUAGUGAUUGCAUACAUCAUGAAAUACCAUCACUUGAGCCUGAGACAUGCAUACGAUUUGCUGAAGUCAAGGGCAGGCAAGAUAAGCCCUCCCAUGGGGCUUAUGUUCCAGCUGAUGGAAUGGGAAGUCGCUCUCAACGCGAAGACUAAUCUGAAGACUAACGAUUAUAGAAAACUACCGUGA